AUGGUGCACUGUGCCGGCUGCAAAAGGCCCAUUCUGGACCGGUUUCUGUUGAACGUGCUGGACAGGGCCUGGCAUGUGAAGUGCGUACAGUGUUGUGAAUGUAAAUGCAACCUGACGGAGAAAUGCUUCUCCCGGGAGGGCAAGCUCUACUGCAAGAACGACUUCUUUCGGUGUUUCGGUACCAAAUGCGCCGGGUGCGCGCAGGGCAUCUCCCCCAGUGACCUGGUGCGGAGGGCACGAAGCAAGGUGUUCCACCUGAACUGUUUCACCUGUAUGAUGUGUAACAAGCAGCUGUCCACUGGGGAGGAGCUCUACAUUAUAGACGAGAAUAAAUUCGUCUGUAAAGAAGAUUACCUAAGUAACAGCAGCGCCGCCAAAGAGAACAGCCUGCACUCAGCCACGACAGGCAGUGAUCCCAGUUUGUCCCCGGACUCUCAAGACCCAUCCCAGGACGACGCCAAGGACUCCGAAAGCGCCAAUGUGUCAGACAAAGAGACCGGUAGCAACGAGAAUGAUGACCAGAACCUGGGCGCGAAGCGGAGGGGACCGCGCACCACUAUCAAGGCCAAGCAGCUGGAGACACUUAAGGCUGCCUUCGCUGCCACUCCUAAGCCCACUCGUCACAUUCGGGAGCAGCUGGCACAGGAGACCGGCCUCAAUAUGCGGGUCAUCCAGGUCUGGUUCCAGAACAGACGCUCCAAGGAGCGGCGAAUGAAACAGCUGAGCGCUCUGGGUGCCCGGCGCCACGCCUUCUUCCGCAGCCCACGCAGGAUGCGGCCGCUAGUGGACCGGCUGGAGCCCGGGGAGCUCAUUCCCAACGGACCCUUCUCCUUCUACGGAGAUUACCAGAGCGAGUACUACGGCCCCGGCGGCAACUACGACUUCUUCCCCCAAGGCCCUCCUUCGUCACAGGCGCAGACCCCAGUGGACCUGCCCUUCGUGCCAUCGUCCGGUCCGUCGGGGACUCCCUUGGGGGGUUUGGAUCACCCCCUGCCCGGCCACCACCCGUCCAGCGAGGCACAGCGCUUCACUGACAUCCUGGCUCAUCCGCCUGGAGACUCCCCGAGCCCGGAGCCCAAUCUCCCGGGACCCCUGCACUCCAUGUCGGCCGAGGUCUUCGGACCCAGCCCGCCCUUCUCUUCGCUGUCAGUCAACGGAGGGGCGAGUUACGGGAACCAUCUCUCCCACCCCCCUGAAAUGAAUGAGGCGGCGGUAUGGUAGCUGGGACCCCUCCCGUGCCAAGCUGCCUGCCGCCUCUGGACUUUCGUGGUUGUACAGAAAAGAGUCGUUAUUUAAAAACACACACACACAAUAACAAAACAAACAAAAAAAUCACAAAAACAGAUCAGUCCCCAAAACAGCUUCCUCCCUUCCCGCCCGAGAGACCGUCCUCCUCCUUGGGGUGUGGUAGGAAGGGAAGGGAAGACUGGGGGUGACUGCGAAUUGAGAUCCAAAUGCACCCGGAGGCGGGAUGGGAGUCCCAGCCCGGGAGACGACUUGCAGAACUUGGGGAGAGCGAACCAGACUAAGGCGCAAACUCAAAAAUAACCCUCAAUCCGCGUAAAAACUCAAGGAGCCGAGCCUCUGCCGGCAAUCCAGUGAGCUCGCGGAAGGUCGAGCCGAGCUGCAAGGACUAGCCCAGCUCCGGGCAGCUCCCGGGAAGCGAUGAGGGUGACGACGAUCGGCCGGUCCAACCGGCGCCCAGGAUGCACAGAGUGGGGAGGAAAGACUCCGGCACAAGUCGAGAACCAAACUCGUUGCGGAGAUCAGAGGCAGCAAAGCGAAUCCGAGUCAGGGAAAGGGAAAAGGCCGGCCUUGGAGCAUUCAUUCCUGGGCUAGGAUGAACGAAGCUUCUAGUUCUAGGAAACCCUGGAUUAGUUUUUGUCUUUCAAAGUUUACUAACAGCGACAAACAACAAACUCUUAGCUUCAGAAACAUCGACCUGCUGUGCAUCAGGUGGGACAUUUUUUUUGUCUGUCUGUCUAUCCGGUUCUUUUCGGCCAAAAUAACAGAAAUACGAAAAGCCCUCCGCAUCAACUCUACCUUCAAAAGCUACA
Gracilinanus agilis (Agile Gracile Mouse Opossum) is the source of this 2057-nucleotide messenger RNA. RefSeq names its product LIM homeobox 1 (gene LHX1). Gene Ontology annotation, cellular component: nucleus. Lineage: Eukaryota; Metazoa; Chordata; Mammalia; Didelphimorphia; Didelphidae. Gene Ontology annotation, molecular function: DNA-binding transcription factor activity, RNA polymerase II-specific; RNA polymerase II transcription regulatory region sequence-specific DNA binding. The transcript is spliced from 5 exons. Gene Ontology annotation, biological process: regulation of transcription by RNA polymerase II; neuron differentiation. Bases 1 to 1221 code for a protein of 406 amino acids. The record is from RefSeq and is a predicted model, not a curated record.